UACUGUAGCAACCCAAAAGAUAUUUCUUGUUUUUUGUACACUUUUAUUACUCAGUCAUAAAAUAUUGCUUUUUGUUUUAAUGCCGACUCUACGGCCAUUAUGAACUGCAUCCGGCUCACCACUUUUCUCCACGGUGAGUUCCGGCACUGACGUACGCUCUCGUCGCUUCAUUCGUUUUCGUUCGAUUGUAGCCUUCCGCGAAUACAAUCCGUUGUGUCCGUCUUUCUGGUUUUCUGGCAUCCCUACCAGCGCGAGAACACUCUCGGACUAGUAUAGACUAGUCCUAUAAAUUGGUGACCCCGAUUCGCACGCGCGAAUCUUCAACUUUUUUGAUCGUCUCGUUUUCGGUGAGUUCGUUCCGAGUUGUUUUUUUUUCAUAAUCCCUGGUGGAUUGUUUUCCGUCCAUUUCGUUUUUAAAACCAUUCGUGUUAUUUAUAUACUAUGUCUGACGCUGAUGUAAAACCCGGAUCGGGCGGCAGCAUGAAUUUGCUCACCUUGGCUGUUCCGGAUUUUAUGGCACACAAGCCCAACGUCUGGUUCGCCAUUUUUGAGAUAGAGUUAGAAAACAGAGGGAUCUCUUCCGACCAAGCUAAAUACAACCAACUCGUCCCACGCCUUCCGCAACAGGUGGUGACAUUGGUCGAAGACGUACUGCUUCAUCCACCUAAAGACGGUAAAUACGAAGCAAUGAAGCAGUUGAUUCUAAAGGAGUCGCAACCCAGCGCUCGUGCUCGAUUGGAGCAACUCUUUCAUAGCACUAAGCUAGGCGAUCGCAAGCCUUCGGUUUUGCUCCGCGAUAUUCAACAGAUUGCUGGCCCUUCGUACAUGAGUGAAGAGGCAUUAAAAGAAUUGUGGCUCUCACGUUUACCUGAUCCUCUUCCUUUAAUGCUCGUAGCAAAUCCAAAUAGAUCACUCAAAGAGUUGGCCAUAACCGCGGACGCAGCCUUUGAGAGAAUCCCUCAAAACAUGAAGGCAUCCAGCAGCAUUUUCGUCACAUUAGCGGAUAAAGACUUGAAUGCAAAAGCGCCCGCGCAAGCAGACCCCAGAGACGAAGAGAUAGCCGCGCUUCGCCGUGAAUUAGCAACCGUGCAGUUAGAAAGACAAGGCUUGCUAAGACCGCACGCUGACCACGAAAUUGCCGCCGUUCGUCACGGUGCCUAUCAGCCCCGACCCCCACCGUACAGAUCCAGGUCACCGCGCAGACGCAGUCCAUCACCCCCUCGCAGCCGAACCCGAAGUGCCAAUUUAAUCGAUGAUUUGUGUUGGUAUCAUCGCCAGUAUGGUGAUAACGCUCGACGUUGCCGUUCACCCUGCGCCAAGCGUGGUGUAGUGGCACAGGGAAACUAGUUCGCCGGCACGUGAAUGCGGCCCACGCGUCCGGCAGCGACAAAACAGGCCGUCUGUUUUACGUCAAGGAUAGGCGCUCUCGCCUCACUUUCCUUAUCGACACAGGAGCCGAAGUGAGCGUUAUCCCUGCCAGCGCGCAUGACAAGCAUACAAAGCCCACGUACAAUUUACGGGCAGCCAACGGCUCGCCGAUAGCUUCAUACGGUCAGCGCAUGAUGAACCUAGAUUUAAAUCUCCGCAGAGACUUUCACUGGGUUUUCACGGUUGCGUCAGUACCUUUCGCAAUUAUCGGCAUCGAUUUUCUUCGCCAUUUCGGAUUGCUUGUCGACGCGGGUCGCAACAGAAUUUUAGAUGAUCAUACGAAACUAAGGGUUGAUGGUGUCCUUUCAGAUGCCCCGAUAAUCAGCCCUGUAUUUCGGAUCGCAGACGCACCGUCCGACUACUUGAGCCUCCUCUCCGAACACCCGCGACUGGUUCGACCGGCUGCAGAGCUUCCACCAGUCACGACAGAGGUCGCUCACCACAUAGUUACGCGCGGUCAACCAGUUAGCGCACGACCAAGACGGCUUGCUCCAGACAAACUACGGGCAGCACGAGCCGAAUUUGACCACAUGCUUCAACUUGGUAUCGUCAGACCGUCCAACAGCCCAUGGGCGUCGCCUCUGCACAUGGUCCCGAAGAAGAUUGUGGGGGACUGGCGUCCUUGCGGCGACUAUCGAUCCUUGAAUACGGUGACCACACCCGAUCGCUAUCCGAUCCCACACAUAGUGGAUCUCACCGCCAGUCUGGCGGGUAAAAGUAUCUUCAGCAAAAUCGACUUGGUACGCGCAUACAACCAAAUUCCGGUAGCCGAAGCGGACAUCGCUAAAACUGCCGUGACGACUCCAUUUGGUUUGUUCGAGUUUCUGCGUAUGCCAUUUGGCCUAAAGAACGCCGCGCAAACUUUUCAGCGUUUCAUCGACCAAGUUUGUCGCGGCUUAGACUUCGCUUACGCGUAUCUUGACGACAUUUUAAUCGCAAGCUCUUCACGAGAAGAGCACAUACGCCACGUACGAACACUUUUUGAUCGUUUAUCUCAACACGGGGUGACGAUCAACGCAGAAAAGUGUUCGUUUGGUGUCGAUUCAGUUAAUUUCCUGGGCCAUCGUAUCUCUUCUGCAGGCGUCGUGCCACUGCAGGAUAAAAUUCAAGCCAUUAUCGACUACCCCGAGCCUCAUUCUUUCAAACAGCUCAGGCGUUUUGAUGGCCUUGUCAACUUUUACCGUCGAUUUAUACCCAACUGCGCCUCUCUGAUGCAACCCCUCACGGACCUUCUCCGAGGGAAACUCAAGACGUUCGAAUUUCCUACCGCAGCACGCGCUGCUUUUAAGUCGCUGAAAGAGGCUAUCGCCAACAUAGCUUCCAUAGCGCAUCACGAUCCGACCGCCCCACUGUCCCUUAGUACUGACGCCUCGGACGUCGCAGUCGGCGCUGUUUUGCAGCAACGCGUAGCCGACACGUGGCAGCCCUUAGCGUUUUUCUCCAAACGCCUACAACCUACCGAAUCUCGCUACAGCACGUUCGGUAGAGAACUACUUGCCGUAUAUCUAGCGAUACGUCACUUUCGACACGUCCUAGAAGGCCGCUCCUUUGUCGUCUUCACCGACCACAAACCCCUAACUUACGUGCUCGGCUCGACUACCGACCGAUACUCUCCUAGAGAGUCGCGCCACCUUGACUAUAUCGCUCAGUUUACGACCGAUAUACGGCAUGUCUCAGGUGUGCACAACGCCGUCGCCGAUGCACUUUCCCGCAUUCAAGCUAUCUCCGCUGACGCCGGCACUGCUAUCGACUUGGCAGCCAUGGCCACAGCACAACUCAACGAUCCUGAGGUUGAUCUACUACGCAGGUCUCCCUCAUUGGAUAUACGACCCGUUCCGCUGACAUCAUCAGACGGAACGAUACUCUGCGAUUUAUCUCUGGGCACGCCGCGCCCAGUCGUCCCACGCGAGUUUCGGCAGACCGUGUUCGACGCGUUGCACGGCUUGUCUCAUCCAGGCGUUCGUGCAUCGGUUAAACUCGUAACCGCACGAUUCGUUUGGCGCAAUGUUAAUCGGGACGUCCGUACCUGGGCAGCUGCUUGCCUUCCGUGUCAACGCGCGAAGGUGCACAAGCACACGAGAAGCCCAUUAGGCACGUUUCCGACGCCAGACGCACGUUUUCAUCACGUGCACGUCGACCUCGUAGGUCCUCUGCCGCCUUCCAAAGGCUCGGUAUAUCUACUGACCUGCAUCGAUCGAUUUACUAGAUGGCCUGAGGCCGUCCCCAUCCCAAAUUGCUCCUCGGAAACUGUAGCGAAAGCUUUUAUGGAGCGCUGGGUAGCUCAAUACGGCUGUCCCGCCAUCGUGACCACCGAUCGAGGGUCACAUUUCUCGUCGACAUUUGCCACGUUGCUUAAGGAUUUAGGCUGUCGCCACGUCCAGACGACGGCGUAUCAUCCGGCCGCUAACGGCAUGGUGGAGCGUUUUCACCGCCAGUUGAAGGCAGCGCUACGUGCGCACGCAGAUCCUUCAUGGUCUGAAACGCUUCCCCUCGUUCUCCUAGGCUUAAGAAACACGGUUAAAACCGAUUUCGACGCCACACCAGCGCAGCUAGUCUACGGUUGCACGCUGCGGUUGCCCGGACAGCUGGUAGCACCAGCCCCAUGUACUUCCACUUUUGACUACGGAAGUUACACUGACCGAUUGGCUCACCAGAUGCGUGAGCUACGUCCACCCGCUCCUCGAUCGCAGAAGACACCAGUGUACGUGCCCGAGAAGCUGUCUACGUGUUCACACGUCCUUCUUCGCGCAGACGGUGUUCGACAGCCUCUUCAGUCGCCGUACAUAGGACCCUUCAAGGUGCUGCAUCGUGCGAGUAAGGCGUACACUAUUGACCGCGGUGGUCGACACGAAGUCGUCACCAUCGACCGUCUGAAACCCGCCUUUAUGGAAGAAACUACCUCGCCUACUUCGUCUAGUAGUGCCUCGUGCGACGUCACAACUCACCGUACCAAUUUUCCGCAUGCUAGUGAAGUCCAACCAGACCACGAUCACGGUCUGCAAGCUUCAGCAGUCCCGACAUCACCCGAACCUAGUCCGCCGCCUCCCACGACCAAUCGCCGUGGUCGGGAGGUACGUAAGCCCGUUCGCUUCUCCGACUAUGUACAGUGUAAAUACUUUUAACUUUGUAGAUAUUGUAUAUAUUUGCCUCAUUUUUGGUCGAUUAACGUUUUGAAAACAAACAAAAAUAUCAAAAACCCCCGAAAAACCUUUUUCGAAAAAAUAUUCAAAAACCAAAAAAUAUUUAAACACGCAGCUCAUUCGUUUGUUCUUUUUGGCGUUUUCUGCGCGUGUUUUUCUAUUUUCUCGUCUUUACAUGCCCCAACCCUCCCCUUCGAUCGACUGGCCCACACGAGGAAUGUUUUCGAGGACCCUGACGCGAACACUGGUCGCUUCUCCGCGGGACGAGGAUCGCUUCUCCGCGGGACGAGGAUCGCUUCUCCGCGAGACGAGGGUCGCUUCUCCGUGGGACCAUGGUCGUUUUCUUCGUGGGACGAGGGUCGUUUUGGCGCGGGGCGGGGUGCGGCGGGGGGAGAGACCACUCCCAAGCGCACCGUUUGGCAGCAGCGGAGGUUGAGGUCCUGUCGGCCUUUUUCUGGACUAGCCAGUUUUUUUGUAGUCCGACAAGCCCGCUCCAACGGCUCGCCGAAAUGCACCCUGCCCUGCAAUCAAUAAAUAAUAAAGACCGGACGGCACAGCGGAUACAAAUUUUCGGCUACAUUUUUUUCGAACCCGAGCAGACUCUUCUUUGUAUACCAGAACCUUUUGCAAACUUGGAUCCACAACCAGUUGAUUUCGAAGGCUUCUUCGUUCAGCCUUCUAGGAGGGGAGCUCUGUAGCAACCCAAAAGAUAUUUCUUGUUUUUUGUACACUUUUAUUACUCAGUCAUAAAAUAUUGCUUUUUGUUUUAAUGCCGACUCUACGGCCAUUAUGAACUGCAUCCGGCUCACCACUUUUCUCCACGGUGAGUUCCGGCACUGACGUACGCUCUCGUCGCUUCAUUCGUUUUCGUUCGAUUGUAGCCUUCCGCGAAUACAAUCCGUUGUGUCCGUCUUUCUGGUUUUCUGGCAUCCCUACCAGCGCGAGAACACUCUCGGACUAGUAUAGACUAGUCCUAUAAAUUGGUGACCCCGAUUCGCACGCGCGAAUCUUCAACUUUUUUGAUCGUCUCGUUUUUCGGUGAGUUCGUUCCGAGUUGUUUUUUUUCAUAAUCCCUGG
Dicrocoelium dendriticum is the source of this 5645-nucleotide messenger RNA. NCBI's taxonomy places the organism in Eukaryota, Metazoa, Platyhelminthes, Trematoda, Plagiorchiida, Dicrocoeliidae. The record is from the annotation of a GenBank genome assembly.